UAAUUGUUUACUAAAAAUGUAAAAAAUAGAUUCCUAAAUGCAAAAUUAACCUUAAACACUCAAUUUAUUUUUAAGUAGAAAGCAUGUUGUUGAUAUUUAUUUGAAUAGCAGAGAAUAUUCCAACAUUAUUUCCGAUUAAGACUAGAUUUAACUCAAAAAGUAUGAAAAAUAGUAGUUAGGUGCUUAAUUCCUAAGUACCUUAAUUUUUGGUGGCGCUAUUGCUUUAAGAUAUUAUGCUGUGUCUAAAAAAUACUCUAAGUUAUAUGGAUUUAACAUACCUUUAAUUGGAUUAAGCAAGGUUCCUGCAUUUUUUGGUCAUGUAUCUAAUUUAUUAUUUUUGGUGGUAGCAAACUAAUACUAUGAUAAAUAUUUGUUUCAAAAAUCAAUCCAAAUAAUAUCUAAAUAUGAUCCUGAAGCUUAACAUAUUUUCGAAUUUAAUAAAGUAAUUAUAUGAGUGAAGCAAAUAUAAAAU
Tetrahymena thermophila SB210 is the source of this 472-nucleotide messenger RNA. Its product is annotated as kinase domain protein. The transcript has a single exon. NCBI's taxonomy places the organism in Eukaryota, Ciliophora, Oligohymenophorea, Hymenostomatida, Tetrahymenidae. The record is from RefSeq and is a predicted model, not a curated record.